CGGGUUCGUUGSCWGYUUUUAGCAUUAUUAUAUGUGUUUUUGUAAUUUAUAUUUUAACUGUUGCUUUUGUUACUGUUGGUAGCGUGUGACGGUGUGUGUGGAUUUGGAUGCGGGAGUUUAGUUUUUCUGAUCGUUCAACGAUAAGCGACACAAUUAUUUUUUUUCUUAUUGCCAGAAUGCAUAAUGGCCAUUACAAAUAUACGCUGGUGCCACAAAUGUUUUUUGGGGAUGCCUUCUAUUGAAAUUCAGUUGAACAGUGCAGUUGCUUUUCAGAACCUGAAUCGAGUGGUAUAUCACGCUGUUCAAAGUGAUCUUGCAGUUAGGACUCGCCCAUCAUUUUUAUAAUUUAAAGAGUGCCAGUUUUCACAAUCUAAGCGAACGUAACAAAGGUCAACAGCAUAAAUAUUUUCAUUUUCCUCGAACGCAUUUUUCUGUUCAAAUUACUGGAAGAUAAAAUAAUAUAGUUAGAAAUGCGCUGUCCUCGAAAUGAGCUACGGGUGCUUAUUUACCCUUUAUUUGCGAGUUACUGUAUUAUUCUGGGAUGUGCUAUGCAAAUACCUCAGGAUGUUGAAAUACUUGAUGGAUUCGAGUUCGACGAUACCCCGGAGUAUUACCCGACUGAUUCAAACUACUAUGAGGCCAGAAGCUUGCUAUCUGGUUUCCAAAAAUCUAUUCGCAAUAAACGCUCAACAUUAGAAUAUGAUAAUGCUAAGGGGUUACCUCUGGCAAGUGUUUCGCCCCCAAAUGAUCUAUCAGAUUUUCCUCAGAGUAUCGGCACCCAGCAAAUAAAAGUUCAUGGAAAAGAGGAAAGGGGUAGGGAGGAUAAAUUGGAGUCUGACAUGCCACGGGCAGAGAAACAAAUAAUGGAUCYCGACUAUGACUACUAUUCUCAACGGCACAUAUCCACUUGGAAUGACGCAUAUGGAUCGUCAGCGGUCAGUAGUGCAUCGCGACCACCAACCGACAGAGAAGAUGUCAUGGCCGAUGCCAGUAACAGUUAUGCAACCCGAGGACGUCAAGCUCGUGUAAAUUUCAUUACACAACCCAAAAAGGACCUUACUGAUGGUGCAAAAGAGCUGACRGACCCACUUGUGCCCAAACUUCCAGUUGCAAAACCUCAUUACGAUAUGAAUUAUCCAAUAACUUCUCCGACCUAUAAUUAUGAAAUGUAUCCAUCACGUUCUUAUGCGCCAUAUUUACGUCGCUACGAUCGCUUUGACGAACAGUAUUCUCGUUACGACCCUUACAACUAYGAAGACCAUUAUUUACACCGUCGGCAUUACGAUCCCUAUGAUAGCUAUAGUCCCCGGAUACCACAAUACCCUGAACUAUACUAUAAUUAUCCAGAUCGGCGUUAUGACAUUCCUGAGCCAAGAGAAUAUGUUCCUGUCUACAAUAAUGAAAUCUACGAUAAGACUCCUUAUCCCGCAGUAAACUAUCCCUCCAGUAAUAGCUACGCAUCCACAAAGUAUCCGGAGUAUCCGCGACACCAACGCCGCAUAGUAUAUUACGCGCAUUUGCCAGAAAUUGUGCGCACACCUUACGACUAUUCUAACCGAUACGACCGCUACGAUGAUCUCAUGAAGGCGAACAAAGCUAUCACAGGAGCAUACAAAUUUGAAAAACCGUUGUCCGGGAACACAGGUGCUGCUACUCCAAAUGCGGAUUCCUAUGAUUACAUGAAGCGCGAUAAGAAGGAUCGACCAACACCAAAACCCAUCAAACARAACAGCAGCGGUCGACAGUAGGGAAGAAGUCGCUAAAAACUUCAGAAGCGAGAUCCCUUUGGACYUUUUCCAAAGCAAUAUCAAAUGUACUCAAAUCUUCGUUAGCACUUAAUUUUGACUUUAAAUGUAGCCCAUCAAACGAUUCUUUAUUACACAAAUACAUAUGUACAUUCGACCUUAAUUUUUUUACCUAAACACAUAUACUUGGUUUGCCCGACGAA
Messenger RNA from Bactrocera latifrons, 1948 nucleotides. RefSeq lists its product as uncharacterized. The record is from RefSeq and is a predicted model, not a curated record. Lineage: Eukaryota; Metazoa; Arthropoda; Insecta; Diptera; Tephritidae. The coding region runs from base 471 to 1748 and encodes 425 amino acids. The transcript is spliced from 2 exons.